This is a messenger RNA of Myxocyprinus asiaticus (Chinese sucker), 4898 nucleotides long. RefSeq lists its product as uncharacterized. The coding region runs from base 2907 to 3896 and encodes 329 amino acids. Lineage: Eukaryota; Metazoa; Chordata; Actinopteri; Cypriniformes; Catostomidae. The record is from RefSeq and is a predicted model, not a curated record. The transcript has 3 exons.
GUUUUUCUGUGCAUGUUGUUUAUCUCUCUUUGGCGUUUUAAUGAUCGUAAUAGAAGAAGAAGAUCGUUAUCGUCGUUUGUGGCGGUUUUGUGACUCUUUAAAAUAUUCAGUUUCAGGAGAAACAAACAAAAAACUUCGGAGCCCCUUCAGGGGGAAUUUGUUUUCUGAAAUAGUUUUACUUUCCCUCGCUAUAAAUUUACCAUGAUUUUACUACAGUAACCAUAUUUAACCAUGAUAUUUGUAGUGAAACUAUAAUACUACAGGAAAACGAAUACUGUGGUUUAAAAAAAAAAAAAAACAUAAUUUUGUGAUUAUUAUGGUUUUACUAAAAUAACUAUAGUUUAACUGUGAUUACUGUGGUAGUUUAACCAUUGUAUUUGUAAUAAAAGCAAAGUAAUAACAAGACUAACCAUGGAUAAUCUAUAUUAAAACCAUGUUUUAGACCAAAAAACAAAAACAUUACACUGUCAUGGUAACUACUAUAGUAAAGCCAUGAUUUUUCUAUUGUAUUUUGUUUAAUUUUUUUAAAAUUUAUUUUGUUUGUUUGUUUUGGCUUCAGUGUGUUUUAUUUUACUAUAGAUUUAUCAUGGUUAAUCUUGUGAUUACUAUGGUUUUACUUCAAAUACCAUGAUUAAUCUACUACAGUUAAACUAUGGUAUUUGUGGUAAAUCCAUAAUAACAAAAUUCAGGGCUCAACAGUAAGGACUGCCCGAUGGCCCGGGGCCAGUGUGAGAAAGAUUCGGGCCAGUUGCUAGAACUGUCACUUGCCCAAUCGGGCCAGUGCUGCAUUUAUAACAUUAGUGCAAGCAAACAACAAGUCGCGUGCACGCACAAGAUCGUGCAGACACCGAGUGCACACUCCUAGCACUGUCCUCGCUCUUUUCCAAGUGUCUUAACAGCAGCUAUUACCAAUGUGUAGAAAAUAGCAGCAGAAAACCCCACUUAAUGAAUUUAGUAGCGGGACUUGUACAACACUAAGUAUUCCCGCACAUUCCGUGUUCACAGUGCGCGAAAUCCCCACAUUUUUCGUUUUUACAUGUUGGUGAAAAUUAGUAAUCCACACAUUGGAACACAAGAAAUCAACAGUUUCUUUCUAUAGGACAGAAAAUCCAUGUCUCUCCGUGCAUAUGUCUCAUCAUCAUCUCUCUCUGGGCAGCGUAGACUGUUUAACAUGCAUGUGCUCUCGUAAAGGGACAGAGCGCUAGUUUUAUUAACACUGUAAAAAACAAACACAUUUUCUCUCAUUAAUUCGCCUUUAGAGAUGAUUCGCAGAAUGAAACAUAAUAAACUUUGUUAAACCCCAGUUAUACACGUGUCUGGAAAUCACGAGCUGCUCAGUAUCCAAAAUGUAAUGUUUCAAAACGUAAACAUUAACUCGACAUGAUAAUGGCGUUUGAUAUGGAAAGAAGCAAGAUAACUUUGGCUAUUAGGCUAUUAUUAUCAGAGCUGUUCAGCUGCAGGGUGAAGAUGAAUAUUUGAAACAGUCUACUUCAUAUCUUCAUAAAACACCUGUUACAUGUCUCAUAUCUGGACCAUACAGGUGUUUUUGUUCUUUGUAUAUCAGUCUGUGUUGGUGUUUAGGCUGUCUGAUUUCAUGUAAUAUACACAUUGUUAAUUCACAGAUUAGGCCUAAUAUCUACCUACUGUAUAUUACACAUCACAACCGAUUAAGUUGCAAGUCUGUUCUCUCAGCCAAUAAUCAGAUGUUUAACUCAGUGAAUAAUCUUCGAUCCUUUUUGUGAAAACUCUACACAAGGGCAAAAGUUGAAUGACAGCAUGACUAAACGGGUGACCGAAAACCCAUCAUCUCCUCCACAGAACUCUUGGCUUAAAAACACAUGUGUAAAUGGCAGGACGGCUGAGGUUAAUAUGAUGUAUUUAUGAAUUUAUAUCUUUAAAGCGCAUAUAUGGGAUUACAUAAGUCAUAAAUCAUAUCUUGCAAAUUAUAAAUGUGAUUCAAUUUUGGGGGACAUUGUAUUUUGUAUUUUUUUCUCCCCAAUUUGGAAUGCCCAAUUCCCAGUGUGCUCUAAGUCCUCGUGGUGGCAUAGUGACUCGCCUCAAUCUGGGUGGCAGAGGACGAAUCUCAGUUGCCUGAGACCAUCAAUCCGUGCAUCUUAUCACGUGGCAUGUUGAGCGCGUUACUGCGGAGACAUAGUGCAUGUGGAGACUUCACGCUGUUCUCCACGGUAUCCACGCACAACUCGCCACACGUCCCACCGAGAGCGAGAACCACACAUUAUAGCAACCACGAGGAGGUUACCCCAUGUGACUCUACCCUCCCUAGCAACCGGGCCAAUUUGGUUGCUUAGGAGACCUGGCUGGAGUCACUCAGCACGCCCUGGAUUCGAACUCACGACUCCAGGGGUGGUAGUCAGCGUCAAUACUCGCUGAGCUACACAGGCCCCUGGGGGACAUUGUUUUAAAAACAUAAGAUAUGUAAAAAAUAUUUAUCUUCGGACAUAUUUUUUAAAGCCAUGAUGGUAAAAACAGCUAUUUGUCAUUUUUGUGUUGCGGCCAGUGAAAAUGUUGGCAGGGCCAGUAAAAAUCUGAAGCACUGGCCCAACCGGGCCAGUAGAAAAAAUUCUUAGCAUUGAGCCCUGAUUCAGUUUCAGGAAUAACAAACAGAAAUGUGAGAAUAUCAUGUUUAAUUUCUGAUAAAUGAGCUUGUUAAAUUCAUCGGCUGAUUGUAAAUUAGUUCAAUGAAGGCGAGUAUAUGUUAAAGCCUGUUAUAAUAUCUGGUAAUAUUCCUGCUGUCAGGAAAACGAAACCAAACUCCAAGCACACAUUUAUAUUUAUUGGCUACCAUAUCAGAAACAAAGUUAUUUAACAGAGCUGUUUAUAAUCCUAUAAUAAUCUUUUUGAGUUUGAUGUAUGUCAGUCCAUUAUAAUGAUAUUUUUGUGUUAAUAUGUUCAUCAUGAGAGAGCAGGUGGAUGUGAUCUGCUGUAAAUCAGUAGGAACUGAUCUGUCCAUGCUGGAUAUUAAUGAUUUCAUCACAGAAAUCUCUCAGCUGAAGAAAGAGGUGACGUCACUGAACACAAAGCUGAUGGAGAGAGACGAAAGGUUACAGGAGCUGGAAAAGGUUUCCUGUCAAUCUUCAGUGUGUGUGACUGAUGGGAACUCCACAGAAUGUCAGGAUUCAGUGUGGAGCGGCAGAGAUCAGUCCACAUCACAGCGACUGCUGGACAAACUCUCUGAACAGAGAUCCAGAGACACACAGGACUCACAGCUCACUUUACUCUGUUCUACUGAUGGUAAUCAGGGUGAUCAAACCUCCACAGAGUCUCUGACUUCUGUCUGUAAUGCUGGAGAACAGCAGAUGCUGCAGAUACCAGUGAGGAUUGAAGUGAAACAGGAGGAGAUAAAAGAAGAAAUCACAGCAGAGGAACAACAAAGUAAUGAAGAUGAUGAUGAUCAAACCUCCACAGAGUCUCUGGCUUCUGUCUGUAAUGCUGGAGAACAGCAGAUGCUGCAGAUACCAGUGAAGAUGUGUUCAGUGAAGCUGCUGGACUGCAGGAACCUGAUGAAGAUGAGAGGAGAAAUCAAAGUAGAGGAACAACAGAGUAAUGAAGAUGAUGAUGAUCAAACCUCCACAGAGUCUCUGGCUUCUGUUAGUAUUGCUGGAGAACAGCAGAUGCUGCAGACACCAGUGAAGAUCGAAGUGAAGCAGGAGGAGAUAAAAGAAGAAAACACAGUAGAGGAACAACAGGGAGAUGAAGAUGAUUAUGUUUCUUCAGGAGAAAUAGGCAGGAGUAAAGACCUGGGCCAAACUGUUAUGGUCAGACGACUGGGUCAGAGCAUCUCUGAAAUGGCUUGUGGGGUGCUCCUGGUCAGCAGUGGUGAGUACCUACCAACAGUGGUCCGAGGAGGGACAAACCACAAACUGGUGUCAGGGUAAUCCAUUGAGGGCAACAAAGGCUAUCCCAUCUGGUCUGAACCGACAGAAGGUCUACUGUGGCAAAAGUCACAGAAAAUGUUAAUGAUGGUUACGGGAGGAAUGUGUCACAACGCACAGUGCAUCGCACCCUGCUGCCCAUGAUGACCCCUGUCCACCGGCGAAAGCGCCUACAAUGGGCACGCAAGCGUCGUAAGUGGACCUUGAAGCAAUGGAAGAAGGUCGCCUGGUCCAAUGAGUCCCGUUUUCUUUUCAUCAUAUGGAUGGCCUUGUCCAUAGGUGAGACCAUGGAUGGCUCCUUAUUUCUGUGGUUAGAUUGAUUAUAGAUAGUCUUUUAAAACAAGUAAAUAAAAAACUUUAGUAUUUCUUAUUAAAAAAAACUAAACUAAAACCCUAAGCGCAUUGAAAAACAUUUAACUACAACUUUUACAGUAUAAAAAUGAUGUCUUGUACAGUAUGUUCACUCUAAUAGAUUUAAUAUUAAUCUAUUCUAGUUACCAGUUAGUGUUACUCCAGUUUAGUAAGGAUGAUUAUUAGGGUUGCCACGGUGUACGGUGUUACCGGUUUUACUCAGUACAAGGGAAAACACCAGUGUGAAAUUUUAUACUGGUGGAAACAUUAUGAAUGAAACUUCCAAUAUCAAUACAAUAGCCUAACGAAUAAAAUAGCCUUAAAAAAAGAAUAGUUGCCUAAUGAAGAGUUUGCGACCCAUGAUAAAUGAACCUAAGUAACACAUUGAAAGCCAGAGGUUCUUUAACAAUGUAUCAAAUUACACAGGCAUCAAAGUAUGCACAUUGACAGAAGAUGUUUAAUUGCAGGUACCGAAUAUAAUGUGCAUGGUGGGUAACUGUAAGACAUCUCGGAUUCGGAAUGACACAGGAAAUGCUGUUAUACACACAGACACGUGCUUGAAGAAACACUUUAUUAUAUUUUUAAGAACAGAUGACAGAAAAGCCGUCUAUAUGCAUGUCUGAUGCGCUGUUUGGAGGCGUGCAGUCUUGUGGA